AUGGAGACUCAUGCAAUAACCAUAUUUGAUGCGGAGUCUGAAGAUGAGCAGGACAUUGAUUUGGCAAUUCUGACUGCACUCUUGAAAGGUACAAAUAUGUCUACUUCAGAUCAGCUAGAUUUGGCAUUGGCCUGGAACCAGCUAGAUAUUGCCAAGAAACAUGUACUCAUUUAUGGACAACACUGGAAGGUUGGUGCCUUGGAACAGGCAAUGCUGGAUGCUUUAGUGAUGGACCGCGUGGAUUUUGUGAAGCUGUUAAUAGAGCAUGGAGUGAACAUGCACCAUUUUCUUACCAUAUCUCGUUUAGAAGAACUCUACAAUACGAAACAAGGACCAUCAAAUCUACUGUUAUAUCACCUAGUUCGAGAUGUGAAACAGAAUACCCUUCCUUUGGAUUACAAGAUAUCACUGAUUGAUAUUGGACUGGUAAUAGAGUACCUCCUUGGUGAAGCUUAUCGGAGCAGCUACACAAGGAAGCAUUUCCGAAUUCACUACAAUGAUCUCUACAGAAAACAUAAGAGUAAUAGGAUGAAUAGUGGAAUGGGAUCUACUGAAAGUACUUUGCAUUCUCAGUUCUUCAGAACAGCACAGCCUUACAAAUACAAGGAAAGAUCCAGUGCUUUCCAUAAGUAUAAGAAGAAAUUAAAAGAGGAUAUAAACUAUGCAGAGAAUUAUGAGUCAACUGGCUUUAUCUACCCCUAUAAUGACCUCCUGGUUUGGGCAGUAUUGAUGAAAAGACAGAAGAUGGCAAUGUUCUUCUGGAAGCACGGAGAGGAAGCCAUGGUCAAGGCUGUUGUAGCUUGUAAACUCUACAGGGCAAUGGCACGUGAAGCUAAACAGAGCAACAUGGUGGAUGAUACUUCAGAAGAACUGAAGAAGUAUUCAAAGGAAUUUGGGCAGCUUGCCUUAGAUGUGCUGGACAAAGCAUUCAAACAAAAUGAGCAGAUGGCCAUGAAAUUGCUGACCUAUGAACUGAAAAACUGGAGCAACUCAACUUGUUUAAAACUAGCGGUUUCUGUAGGCCUGCGGCCUUUCAUAUCCCAUACCUGCACACAGAUGCUGCUGACUGAUAUGUGGAUGGGACGCUUGAAGAUGCGGAAGAACUCCUGGUUUAAGGUCAUUAUGAGUAUUCUCCUCCCUCCUGCCAUCUUGAUGCUAGAGUUUAAAAGCAAGGCAGAAAUGUCUCAUGUUCCUCAAUCUCAAGACUUCCACCAGUUCACGUGGUAUCAUGGGGAUCAGAGCCCAAUCAGCUCUAAAGAUACUUUGUCUCUGAAGGAUUACGAUGUGGAAAAGCUUGCUCAGAAGUCUGGUGAAAGCCAAGUAGAUGGUGGACAAGGAGACCUACCUGGCACUAGAAAAAUCUAUGAGUUCUACAACGCACCAAUUGUCAAGUUCUGGUUUCACACGAUGUCAUACAUGGCAUUCCUCAUGCUCUUUACUUAUACUGUGUUGGUGAAGAUGGGACCAAGACCAAGUGUGCAAGAAUGGCUUGUUAUCAUUUAUAUUUUCACCACUGCUAUUGAAAAAGUCAGAGAGGUAUUUAUCUCAGAACCUGGAAAAUUCUGCCAAAAAGUGAAGGUGUGGAUUUAUGAAUACUGGAAUUUUACUGAUUCUAUAGCUAUCAUCCUGUUUAUGAUUGGUUUUGGUUUGCGCUGGUCCAACCCCCCUGUUCAAACUGCAGGGAGGCUACUUUACUGCUUGGAUAUUAUAUUUUGGUAUACUCGGCUCCUUGAUCUUUUUGCUGUGAACCAGCAUGCUGGCCCAUACCUGACAAUGAUUGGGAAAAUGACAGCAAACAUGUUCUAUAUUGUGAUUAUGAUGGCCAUAGUUCUGUUGAGUUUUGGGGUGUCACGAAAGGCAAUUCUUUCACCAGAGGAGCCUCCUUCUUGGACUCUGGCACGAGAUAUUGUAUUUCAGCCCUACUGGAUGAUGUUUGGUGAGGUCUAUGCUGGAGAAAUAGAUGUUUGUGAAAACAAUGAAGACUGUCCUCCUGGCUCCUUCCUCACACCGUUCCUCCAAGCUGUCUACCUCUUUGUGCAAUACAUCAUCAUGGUCAACUUGCUUAUUGCUUUCUUUAAUAAUGUUUAUUUUGAUUUGAAAUCCAUAUCGAACAAGCUCUGGAAGUACAACCGGUACCGCUACAUUAUGACCUACCAUGAGAAACCAUGGCUGCCUCCACCAUUCAUCUUGCUGAGCCACAUCGGACUUCUUAUAAAUCGCAUCUUCCGCCAUCAGCCCCCAAAUGAGCUGGAUCAAGAGGAAGGCGAUGUUGGACUAAAGCUCUACCUGAGUGAUGAGGAGUUAAAGAAACUUCAUGACUUUGAGCAACAGUGUGUGGAAAAAUAUUUUCAUGAAAAGAACGAAAGCCAGAAUUCCAGUGACAGUGAAAGGAUCCAUCUGACCACAGAAAGAGUGGAGGAGAUGUUUCUACAGCUUAAAGAGGUGCAUAAGAAGGUAUUUUUUAUCAAGGAGUCUUUACUCUCCCUGGACAGCCAACUAGGACACUUGCAAGACUUAUCUGCCUUGACAGUGGACAUCCUGAAAGUCCUUUCUGCUGUAGACACCUUGCAGGUGGAAGAAGCCUUGCUGGCUGACACAAAACAUCAAACGUGUAGGAAGCUGCCACAUAGCUGGAGCAAUGCACUCUGUUCUGAGACCUUGAGCAGCCUGAAGUGUUUGUACGACAAGAAAUACCACUACUACAGCAUGCCACCCUCCCUCUUACGGAGCGUGGUAAGGAGUCCUGGUCCAUCAGAGUGCAAAGACCAUGUACGGAGGUCUCAGAGUAACAAGGUAAUAGAAGACAGCUCUCGAAAAGUAGAGAUAGAAGGUGACACACCCACUUCAGGAGUAUCCUCUGAGACUAAGUCAACCCUUAGGUAUGGACAGUUUUUGCUGGUGCCCCCUGACCAUCAGGGAGGGUCUUUGUCUGAGGAUGUCACCUUAAAUUUCUCCUUUUUGAGCACUCCUGCCAAGUACAAGGAUGAAGUGGUCAGAGAUGACCUGCAAAGUAGCACUGUGGUGCAGCAAAAUUUGCCCAGUGUCAGCCUCAUUGGAAAAGAGACAGAAGAUUAUCAUUGGAGCCAGAAAGACUUUGCUAUUCAUUUGCCAUCAGAAAAGACUAAUGCUGUAGAGUCUGAUCAUCCUCUGGGUCUCCAGCCACCGCUGGAUAUUGAAAAGAGUGCAGCAUCCCCCUGUGAUGAUGGGGAAGAAACUGAAGGUGGUUAUGUGAACUGGGGUUUCUCUGAAGGUGAUGAAAAAGGCGUUUUCAUCUCAGAUUCAAAGAAGAAAGCCAUGUACAUACAUUCCUCCUGUGACAGGGACAAUAAUUGCAAGAGCAGUCCUCUCAGGCAUGUCCAGUUAAUAGAAUCAAAGUCCUUCUCCUACAACUCUGACUGGUCACAUCACAGCAGCAGCAGCAUCUCUCAGAACAUGCUGAAACAAAGCACCUCCUUCUGGAUCAGCCCAUUCCAGAGGGACUGGAGUUUCUGCAGAAGCAAGAGCUUACAGUCCCCUAAGAAAGAGAGAUCAGGGAAAACCUGCAAGGCUAUAGGCGAGUCUUUACGAUCCAGUGAGCUACAUCACAGUGAGGUGAUUAGAGUGGAUGAUUGUCCCCAGAACACUCAAGUGAUCUCAGAGCCUGCAGAGAUCAAUGUCUGGGAUGAGCAAGAGAAACACAGCAAGAAUUGGCUCACCGUGUCUAAUUUCAGUCAGCUAAGUAUGUGA
Molecule: messenger RNA, 3726 nt
Organism: Manacus vitellinus (golden-collared manakin)
Lineage: Eukaryota; Metazoa; Chordata; Aves; Passeriformes; Pipridae
Gene: TRPM6
Product: transient receptor potential cation channel subfamily M member 6
Exons: 20
Coding region: 1-3726 (1241 amino acids)
Biological process (GO): protein tetramerization; monoatomic cation transmembrane transport
Cellular component (GO): apical plasma membrane
Molecular function (GO): monoatomic cation channel activity
Source: RefSeq, a predicted model, not a curated record